This is a messenger RNA of Paramuricea clavata, 579 nucleotides long. The record is from the annotation of a GenBank genome assembly. Lineage: Eukaryota; Metazoa; Cnidaria; Anthozoa; Malacalcyonacea; Plexauridae.
AUGUGUAAACACAACGAGGGCAAUUACUGGAAAACUAAUUCUUGGAAUGGAAGAGCAACCAUAAACUGCUCUGGAGAAGGACUACAUUUUGAAGGCAAUUCGAUCAAUUUAACAACCAUUGAAUUUCACCAUUUAAAAUUUCUUGACACUUUUUUGAAAGCUGACGAUGUUUCCUUAACUGUUAAUAAUUGUUUAUUCGGUUCCUUUGAAAAAGACACAGCGUUUUCCAACCUUAUCAAUGUUUCAGUAACAAAGCACGUACUGGGUAAUCUGAGAAUUAAUAUUACCAGUACAAAUUUCUUAGAAAAGAAUAAUGCUGGUUCUGUAAGCGUUGUUAACAAUCAAACAGUUCCAGUUUUCGUAGAAAUCAGGAACAUCACCGUUGCCAAUAAUUAUUUGAAAAAGACAAAUCGUGUUAUCUCUCUACAAGGAUUUGUGAACUUUAAUUUCAUGAAUUCUGAGAUUUCGAAUACGAAGUUCUCGGAAAAAAGAUCUUUUUUUAUUAAUCCUGCAUAUUUGGUUACCUUCCAGUCCAGUUUCUUUGUCAAGAACAAUGUGAACGAUAACAUUGGACCUAUG